CGGAAGCGGCGGCAGGAGGAGGCGGGCUGAGGGUGCACGGCACCGGGAGGAGGAGGAGGAUGGCGGCGGGGAUGGCGGCGGCGCUCUAGCAGGAGGCGGCGCGGACACGCGUGAAUGUGGUCUCCGGCCCCCGAGUGCCCCGUCUCCGAGAUCUAACAAUACAAUGUCAAYGGGAAGGUUACGAGCAAAAAAAAAGGCAUGUUCUUCAGAUCAGUCUCCAGACAACCUUCCUGUGAGGAGUUCUGGAAGACAGGUGAAGAAGAAAGCRGCUGAAGCAGCAGAUGAUGAUGAUGAAGCGUCAGAGAAGAAAUAUAGAAAGUGUGAAAAAGCUGGAUGUACUGCAACAUGUCCCGUUUGCUUUGCCAGUGCAGCUGAAAGAUGUGCUAAAAACGGGUAUACAUCUAGAUGGUAUCAUCUGUCCUGUGGGGAACACUUCUGCAAUGAAUGUUUUGACCACUACUACCGAAGCCAUAAAGAUGGUUAUGAGAAAUACACUGCCUGGAAAAGGAUUUGGACAAGUAAUGGUAAAAGCGAGCCCAGUCCAAAAGCCUUUAUGGCUGAUCAACAGCUUCCUUACUGGGUGCAGUGCACAAAACCAGAGUGUGGUAAAUGGCGACAGCUGACUAAGGAAAUCCAGCUGACACCACAAAUAGCAAAAACCUACAGAUGUGGUAUGAAACUGAACAAUUCCACCAAGACUGAGGGCUCAGACCAGUGUUCCAUGCCUGAGGACUUGAGAGUGGCUGAAGUUUCAGACCAUUGGUGGUACUCCAUGCUCAUACUCCCUCCUUUGCUGAAAGACAGUGUGGCAGCUCCCUUUCUAGCUGCAUAUUAUCCAGACUGCGUGGGCAUGAGUCCAUCCUGUACCAGCACUAAUCGGUUACCUGGUGAAUCCAACCUUGUGAAGUUAGAGCACUUAAAGAGCGUGCCUAAUGUGACUGUUGCAGGYAUGAACAAGUAUUUCCAGCCUUUUUACCAGCCCAAUGAAUGUGGGAAAGCACUUUGUGUAAGGCCAGAUGUCAUGGAACUGGAUGAGCUCUAUGAGUUCCCAGAAUAUUCACGAGACCCUACCAUGUACCUGGCAYUGAGAAACUUGAUUUUGGCUUUGUGGUACACAAACUGCAAGGAGGCUCUUACCCCUCAAAAAUGUAUCCAUCAUAUCAUUGUUCGGGGGCUUGUGCGGAUUCGCUGUGUACAGGAAAUGGAGAGGAUCCUGUAUUUUAUGACAAGGAAAGGGCUAAUUAAUACAGGGAUUUUGUCAGUCAGUCCUGACCAGUACCUUCUUCCUAAGGAAUACCACAAUAAAUCAGUCAUUAUUGUUGGUGCUGGUGCAGCAGGAUUAGCAGCAGCCCGACAAUUGCACAACUUUGGAAUUAAGAUCAUUGUCUUAGAAGCGAAAGACAGAAUUGGUGGCCGAGUGUGGGACGAUAAGACAUUCUCAGGGGUCACUGUUGGAAGAGGUGCACAGAUCGUCAACGGAUGUGUCAACAACCCAAUGGCACUAAUGUGUGAGCAACUUGGCAUUAAAAUGCACAAACUAGGGGAGAAAUGUGACUUGCUCCAGGAAGGUGGAAGGAUAACAGAUCCCACUAUAGAUAAACGUAUGGACUUUCAUUUCAAUGCCAUCCUAGACGUCGUCUCUGAGUGGAGAAAAGAUAAAACCCAACAUCAAGAUGUCCCUCUUGGAGAAAAAAUACAAGAGAUCUAUAAAGCCUUUAUUCAGGAGUCUGGUAUCCAGUUCAGUGAACUGGAAGAAAAAGUACUACAGUUCCAUCUCAGUAAUUUGGAAUAUGCCUGUGGCAGCAAUCUCUCUCAGGUAUCUGCACGUUCAUGGGACCACAAUGAAUUUUUUGCCCAGUUUGCUGGAGAUCACACUCUUCUAACUGUGGGAUAUUCAACUGUGAUUGAUAAGUUGGCAGAAGGGCUGGACAUCCGGCUGAAUUUCCCAGUACAGAGUAUUGACUAUUCUGGUGAAGAAGUGCAGGUCACUACUGCAGAUGGAACAGUGUGGACAACCAAGAAGGUAUUAGUGACUGUACCACUGGCCCUUCUUCAGAAAAAUGCAAUUCAGUUUAAUCCUCCACUGUCAGAAAAAAAAAUUAAAGCCAUUAACAGUUUGGGAGCAGGAGUCAUUGAGAAAAUUGCCUUGCAGUUUCCGUAUAGAUUUUGGGACAGUAAAAUUCAAGGAGCAGAUUUUUUUGGUCACGUUCCACCCAAUUCCAGCCAACGUGGGCUCUUUAGUGUCUUCUAUGACAUGGAUCCAGAGGGCAAAGAAAGCAUUUUAAUGUCAGUGGUCACUGGAGAUGCUGUGACAACCAUUAAGAAUUUAGAUGAUCAACAAGUACUGCAACAGUGUAUGACUGUACUCCGAGAGCUGUUUAAGGAGCAGGAGGUUCCUGACCCAGUGAAGUUUUUUGUUACUCGAUGGAGCAAUGACCCUUGGCUGCAGAUGGCAUAUAGUUUUGUGAAAACAGGGGGUAGUGGUGAAGCUUACGAUAUUAUAGCUGAAGACAUACAAGGAAAAGUUUUUUUUGCUGGUGAGGCCACAAAUAGGCACUUUCCUCAGACGGUUACAGGAGCUUACUUGAGUGGGGUUCGAGAAGCAAGCAAAAUAGCAGCAUUUUAAGUACCGAAAUUUUGUGUUUAUAGAUAUAUUUUUAAUUGAUUUCUGUGGGUAAAACUAUCUUCAAGUUUCCUAUUGCUGCCUUUUUCCUACAUGGUACUUGAAUAGUAUAUGGUACCUGAAGAUAAAAUCUUCAUCUUCCUUUUCCUUUUUCUCUCCCACCCCAUUUUUAAGCCCUGAUGAUCCAUACUGUUGGGGGCUUUUUUCCAGCUAUUACUAGCAGGAGUGACAUUGGAACCACUGGCCACAGCUUAACUAAGAGAACUUUUGACAAAAGUCCUCUUCUGUAUGGCUCGUCACGCUAUUUUGAACCUUCAUUUCAGAAGGUCAGAUUAAAACAAAACUAAGUUAACAUACAGCAUUAAAAAUGCUGGCAGUUAAUAAUGACAUGGGAAUCUUCCACUAAUUGUGCUUCUCAGGUUGAUUAUGCUCAUAGGAGUUCAAACUGACUUCCAAGAGCCCAAAUAGCCUAGAAAAAUUCUAGGAUUAAUAUAGGAAGGAACUCAACUAUCACUUUUCCCACUUGGAAUCAAUAACCUUUUCUAUAAUAUUUUUUCAUAUUCUUAGCUUCCAUUAAGUGAGCUUUGGGAUAUGAAGUUUGUUCCUUUAAAUAWGAGAGCUGGAACAGUUUACAGUGCAAUCAUGGAAAGGUUAUUGUAGCUAAUCAAAACUUGAAAAAUUAACUUUUACAUUACUUUAAAAAACAUUGAAAUAUUAUGUCUCCUACUUACUCAGAGAAAUUCUUGUUACAAUAUUAGGCUAAAAGUUUAGAUUUGCUCAUUGCUUCUGAGAAAGAUCCUGUAGAAACAGGACAUCUUGAAAAUACUAUAUUGCUAUGAUUGUUCUGAAAACAAGAUUCAGAUUUAUUUGGGUUGAGUAGAGGAAGUAUCUACUGAUAUGAUUGUACCAUGGGAGUUGCAGGACUCUAAGUUCCUAAUUGCUCAUUCAACAUUUAUAUUAAAAAACAAGUGAAGAUGAAUGAGGAAAAAUAUUAACACUCUUAUGAAGGGCUGAAACAAGGUGGUUUGCACUUUGACUUGAAGGGUUUUUUUUCUUUUAUUAUAAAGUAUUAUUAAAAUCAACUUGAGAGAGUAAUUCAGUAAGGGCUAGACAUCUAUCUUAUAGCUUUUCCAUGGGACAGGGACAAAAGUAUUUUUCAACAGAAAUAAAAGAGAGAUGCAACUGGGAUAUCUGCUGUAAUACUGUUCAACUAUAUUGGUAUUAAUAAAAAAAAAAAAAAAUAAAA
Messenger RNA from Malurus melanocephalus (red-backed fairy wren), 3869 nucleotides. It is a transcript of the gene KDM1B, whose product is annotated as lysine demethylase 1B. The record is from RefSeq and is a predicted model, not a curated record. NCBI's taxonomy places the organism in Eukaryota, Metazoa, Chordata, Aves, Passeriformes, Maluridae. Bases 164 to 2626 code for a protein of 820 amino acids. Gene Ontology annotation, molecular function: zinc ion binding; oxidoreductase activity; protein binding. The transcript is spliced from 22 exons.